Microcebus murinus (gray mouse lemur) is the source of this 2076-nucleotide messenger RNA. The record is from RefSeq and is a predicted model, not a curated record. Lineage: Eukaryota; Metazoa; Chordata; Mammalia; Primates; Cheirogaleidae.
GCGGUCGUUGCUCCUUAACCCAGGAGCCCACUUCUCCGUCACCCGGCUGAGGCGGGAAAUGGAGGAAGAGCUACGGUUUACAAGUUCGAGUCCCAUAUCCGAAAAAGGCUGCUCUUCAACUCCUAAAUAGCACAAUGCAACAUUUAAAUAGGCUAUAUAUUAGAAACGAUUCCCGAGAGUCCCUGGCUUAGACACGACUUGUAUUCUCUCUGGUUCUGAAUGUUUGCAAAGGAAUGGUAGGAAGUGCUAGAGCCUGGGGACACAAAGAGGAAAAGAUACCAUUCUGACUGGAUUUUAAAUCUCAGGAAUUCCGUGCCCCCGAGAGUCCUUGGGGGCGGAAGACAGCGAGCCCAUUCCCUUGAGAAGACUGCUGCUGCCAUUUGUUGAAAGCAAAACAUCCUUGGGACUGAAAUCCGGGUGCCUGAUUCGAGCUGUCACAUCAGCGAAGUAGAGGCUUAAGUGAAUUGAGUUUGGAGAGUCAAUCUGAAUGUCAGUCCCCAAAUCACUCUCACGGAACUCUCCGUCUGGAGGUUCCUAACUAUGGCUCCCCAGAGCCGACCUCCAUCUAGGAUGGCUCCUCUGGGCAUGCUCCUUGGGCUGCUGAUGGCCUUCUGCUUUACCUUCUGCCUCAGUCGUCAAAAUGAGAAGGAGUUUGCGCUGACCAACCCAGAGAAGAGCAGCACCAAAGAAACAGAGAGAACAGAAACCAAAGCAGAGGAGGAGCUGGACACCGAGGUCUUGGAGGUGUUUCACCCGACCCAUGAGUGGCAGGCCCUUGGGCCAGGUCAGGCUGUCCCUGCAGGAUCGCAUGUGCGGCUGAAUCUUCAGACUGGGGCAAAAGAGGUGAAACUCCAGUACGAGGACAAGUUCCGAAAUAAUUUGAAGGGGUUGAAAAAAGGCAAAAGGCUGGAUGUCAACACCAACACCUACACAUCUCAGGACCUCAAGGAUGCACUGGCAAAAUUCAAGGAGGGAGCAGAGAUGGAAAGUUCAAAGGAAGAUAAGGCAAGACAGGCUGAGGUGAAGCGGCUCUUCCGCCCCAUCGAGGAGCUAAAGAAGGACUUUGAUGAACUGAAUGUUGUCAUUGAGACUGACAUGCAGAUCAUGGUACGGCUGAUCAACAAGUUCAAUAGUUCCAGCUCCAGCUUGGAGGAGAAGAUUGCUGCACUCUUUGAUCUGGAAUAUUAUGUCCAUCAGAUGGACAAUGCACAGGACCUGCUUUCCUUCGGUGGUCUUCAAGUGGUGAUCAACGGGCUAAACAGCACAGAGCCCGCGGUGAAGGAGUAUGCUGCAUUUGUGCUGGGAGCUGCCUUUUCCAGCAACCCGCGGGUCCAGGUGGAGGCCGUGGAAGGCGGAGCCCUGCAGAAGCUGCUGGUCAUCCUGGCCACGGAGCAGCCGCUGGCCGUGAAGAAGAAGGUCCUGUUCGCGCUGUGCUCCCUGCUGCGCCACUUCCCCUACGCGCAGCAGCAGUUCCUGAAGCUGGGCGGGCUGCAGGUCCUGAGGAGUCUGGUGCAGGAGAAGGGCACCGACGUGCUGGCCGUGCGUGUGGUCACCCUGCUCUAUGACCUGGUCACUGAGAAGAUGUUUGCCGAGGAGGAGGCCGAGCUGACCCAGGACACGUCCCCAGAGAAGCUGCAGCAGUACCGCCGGGUGCACCUGCUGCCUGGCCUGCGGGAGCAGGGCUGGUGUGCCAUCACGGCGCACCUCCUGGCGCUGCCCGGGCACGAUGCCCGAGAGAAGGUGCUGCACACCCUGGGUGCCCUCCUGGCCACCUGCCGGGACCACUACCGCCAGGACCCCUCGCUCGGCAGGACGCUGGCCAGCCUGCAGGCCGAGUACCAGGCUCUGGCCAGCGCGGAGCUGCAAGACGGCGAGGACGAGGGCUACUUCCGGGACCUGCUGGGCUCCGUGGAGAGCUUGCUGAGGGAGCUGAGAUGAGGCCAGCCCGCGCCACGACUGGACUGGGACACAGCGCGUGAGGCCGAGCACAGCUUGGGUGGGUUCUUCAGGGGACAUGAGGCAGGAGGGCACCAUCUGGCAGUGUUGACUUGGCCAUUAAAUGGAAAGGUGAAGGCC